AUGUCCAAAUUGUUAGUGAAGUGGGCCAAUUUCGGGUAUCAGAGGCGCCCAAACGGAAAAAAUGUCAUUAUUGUCCUCGAAAAUGAUGAGGUGCUUGCCUUUGGUGAAAAUCAAGAUGGUUGUCUUGGUGCUGGUGUCGAAGGUGAAGUGAAAGUGCUCAAGCGCAUUGAGAAUUUGUGUGACCGAAGAAUCGAAGGGUUUGAAUGUGCUAAUAGCCUCGACAGAAAAUUCAGCAUUUUUGCCAUCUCAGGAUCUGGUUCCGUGUUCUCUUGGGGAGAAAAUGGCUAUGGACAGCUUGGAUUAGGAACCAUAGAAUACACCAAAGUGCCCACCAAAAUUUUAGGCUCUCUAAAAGAGGAAAGGGAAACUGCUGAUUAUGCAUUCAUAUUCGAGGGCGGGGAGAAAAUUCACGUGCACAAGGCUAUGCUGAAUUUCGGCAGCGACGUGUUCAAAAAAAAGUUCCUUUGCAAUUGGGAUGAUAGUUGCAAAAAGGAGCAGAUUGUCAAGGAACACAUCAGCUAUGAAUCUUUCUACGCGUUCCUCAAGUACUUCUACACAGAUGAAGUUGAUUUCACGCCUGAACUUGCUCUUGACGUGUAUGCCGUAGCGGACUUCUAUCAGGUGAAGGGUCUGAUGAACGAGUGCGAAAAGAUCCUCAAAUCUGGCCUGACAGUGCAAAACGCUGCAGAUGUUUACGAGAAGGCCAUCUUGCUUGAAGCUAAGGACCUGUGCGAGUUCUGCUUUGAAUUUUGCAGGGAGCAUUUGAUUGAUGUCGUAGACGAUUUUGAGACUGAUGAAUGCAAGAAAGAAUUUGUCUUGGAAGUUUUCCGUCGAGCGGCUAAUCAAUAG
This is a messenger RNA of Cloeon dipterum, 849 nucleotides long. RefSeq names its product RCC1 and BTB domain-containing protein 1-like. The record is from RefSeq and is a predicted model, not a curated record. Gene Ontology annotation, molecular function: protein binding. The coding region runs from base 1 to 849 and encodes 282 amino acids. The transcript is spliced from 7 exons. NCBI's taxonomy places the organism in Eukaryota, Metazoa, Arthropoda, Insecta, Ephemeroptera, Baetidae.